AUAUGUCCCUUCGCGGACAUACAUCACAAAACCUGGGGACCAAGCCUGGUUUGGCUACAGAUGUUAUCAAGCCUCCAAAAAGAAAUACAGAUUGUGGCAAAGGUACAAAGCCAAUCCCACAAGGCAUAAUAAAAUAUGUACAAAAAUGCUUGCAAAGAAAUGACAGCCACCUGCAAAUGGGCCCGCAACAGAUGGCAAGAAGACACGAAGAGGAAACUGUCAACUCUGGGAGCAGGCAGCAAGGAGUGGUGGUCGCUCGUCAAGGAGUACCAAGGGGAAACCCGGGAAUCCACAAUACCUCCACUAACCCAGCCCGAUGGAACAACUGCAUCGAGUAAUCGGGAAAAAGCUAACCUUCUGGGAAGCUUAUUCAGCCGCAAAAUGACAGUGCCAGAUGCUAACAGGACACCUCCGGAGAUACCCUCAAUAUGCCAUGAGCAACUCCCUGGUCUUCAAAUCUGUUGCGUCAGAACAAAAGAGAUCCUUCAGAACCUAAACACAAAAAAGCACCAGGUUCAGAUGAUAUCAGCCCGCAAACUCUCCGCUGGUGUGCGGCUGAGUUAUCCCAGCCUUUAUCAUCUAUCUUCCAGUCGUGCAUCGAAGAAAGCUGCUGGCCCACCAUUUGGAAGGAAGCAAGAGUGAUCCCUCUUCAUAAAAAACAGUCAAAAACAAAUCCUGACAACUACCGACCCAUCUCUCUUCUGCCAUGCAUCAGUAAGGUAUUUGAGAAAAUAAUUGCUGAACAGCUCAUGGAACACCUGGAA
Penaeus monodon (black tiger shrimp) is the source of this 764-nucleotide messenger RNA. RefSeq lists its product as uncharacterized. The transcript is spliced from 2 exons. The record is from RefSeq and is a predicted model, not a curated record. NCBI's taxonomy places the organism in Eukaryota, Metazoa, Arthropoda, Malacostraca, Decapoda, Penaeidae. The coding region runs from base 136 to 642 and encodes 168 amino acids.